This is a messenger RNA of Capronia epimyces CBS 606.96, 519 nucleotides long. RefSeq lists its product as uncharacterized. The record is from RefSeq and is a predicted model, not a curated record. The transcript has a single exon. NCBI's taxonomy places the organism in Eukaryota, Fungi, Ascomycota, Eurotiomycetes, Chaetothyriales, Herpotrichiellaceae. Gene Ontology annotation, molecular function: fatty acyl-CoA hydrolase activity. The coding region runs from base 1 to 519 and encodes 172 amino acids.
AUGACGAAGGACAAAUCGCCCAGGACACCAAACUUCCAAGUGGGUGGGCUUACCAGUCUACCUAUCCGAGAGCGCGUCCAGGCCGUCUUUGACGUGAUCACCAAAGACCCAAACUACUCCGGCUUCGAUACACAUGCUGUCGGUCAAAACCUAACGCUGGUUGACGUCCAACCCAACGUGGCAAAAUGGGAGAUGGAAAUAGGAUCCCAUCUGUGCAACAAAUCUGGCAAUCUACAUGGAGGUGCGGCGGCCACCAUUUUGGACAACCUCACCUCGGCGGCCUUGUUGACCAUAGCCCGACCGGGCUUUCUGGAUGGAGGCCACGUCAGCCGAACAAUCACGAUGAGCUAUCUAAGACCUGUUCCGGGCGGCUCUAGAGUCACAAUAGACUGUGAAAUCCAGGCCGCCGGACGGAAUACUGCCAACAUUUCCGGAAAGAUCUUCGUCGAUGGGAAGCUUUGUGUCAGUUGUAUCCAUGACAAGGUGGUGUUUGCAAGACAGCCGACGGCCAAGUUGUGA